Molecule: messenger RNA, 2273 nt
Organism: Mya arenaria
Lineage: Eukaryota; Metazoa; Mollusca; Bivalvia; Myida; Myidae
Exons: 3
Coding region: 1-2229 (742 amino acids)
Source: RefSeq, a predicted model, not a curated record
AUGCUUAAUUAUGCGUAUAGACAGGCAACAACAGCAGACAAUGUAACAGAUCCUUUUACAAGCUCGCAGCAAAGUAUUUCUGACUGCGCCGAUAUCGCGUGUUCCUUAGAGUUCAUACCCACCGAGUGCCAAAUAAAGCCUGUAUUGACAAGGAGCGGACAACACUGCUAUGGAUGUGUAGAAUGGAAGCCAUCGUGUAAGUCUGAACUGGAAAGCAUGAUUGCUGCAGGCGUGCCCAAUGGUGUUGCUUGUCCCAAAUUAGAGUGUCCUUUGUCAAAUAUUCCAAUUGAAUGCAAAGUUAUAGAGACAUAUGAAUUCAAAGGUCUUGUAUGUAAUAAGUGCCCUAUUCAUAAUCAAAAUUGCACAUUAGAAAGUAAACAAACAGCCAUAAGUAAGCCUGAUGCGAAAUGUCCAGUGCUGGCCUGCACGAUGGAAUUUAUUCCAGAAGAAUGUAGAGAUGUCCCAACGACAAUUAUUGGCGGACAAGUCUGCAACGGAUGUAUGAAGUGGAAGGAAUCGUGUAAAGCUAGAGCAGAUCAUAAUGCACAACCGGCUUCAUUUACUCCAAGAAAAUCUUGCGGACUUCUUCGUUGUAAAGGGCACAUUCCUUCCGAGUGUGAAGAGAAAAGAAACUACACGGACAGUCAGGGACAGGUGUGUCAGCGGUGUCCAGAGUGGAGAGUCGGUUGUCGAGAGGAGGAACGAAAGGUGUAUAUCUCACUUCCCGAUGGUGCUGUUCCUGCCGUGUGUCCAUUGAUGGCGUGUAAAGAAACAGUCCCUGCGGAUUGUCAAGAAAAACAGCCUUACACUUUCAUUGGUAGGCGAUGCUAUAAAUGUCCAAAAUGGCGGGAAGGCUGCCAGCCGUCACAAAUUAAUAUGGAAACCGUUACCAGUACAUCUAAACCAGAAAUAGCAUGUCCUUCAAUGAGAUGUAAGAGAAUACCUGGAUUAAACAAUAAUUGUUAUCAACGGGAAUACUUCAAAUUCAUGGGUAAAGUUUGUGAAAAUUGUCCUUCUAUUAGAAAGGAAUGUAGAGAACUGGCACGUCCGAUUCCACAUGUUUCGAUAGAAGGGGCUAACUUAGACACUGCUCAAAGGAAAUGUCCACCGCUUGCUUGUCAAAUGAUAAACAUUCACCCAGCAUGUCGAGAAGAAACACAGUACAUGCACGAAGGUCAAGCCUGCCAGGGGUGCCCAAAACAAAUCCCGAACUGUAUUCCACCGUUAGAUGAUAACCUCCCGAGGCCGCCAGUCCCGGAUAUGACAUCGCAAACCCAAUGCCCUCUCAAAGCAUGCACGCUUAUGCUCAUUCCUCCAGAAUGUCGAGAUGAGCAGCCAUACAGUUUAAACGGGGUAACGUGUUACCACUGUCCCAAGUGGAGAGAAGGAUGUAUACCGGGCGGUGAUUCCAACCAAAUGAACCACAACGAGCCUGAAAUGUCGUGCCCAUUGUUCGCUUGCCCGCGAGUAUUCAUACCAAAAGAAUGCCGCGAUGAGCAAUCAUUCCAGUUUCGCGGAAAAUCAUGCUACAGAUGUCCAAAAUGGCGGGAAGGAUGUAAACCAACAGGAAAUCCACCGAAUUUGCUUCAGGAAUUUAAAACAGAAACAACUACUCAGACCACAACCACUAUUUCAUCUGAGCCUAUUUGUCCAUUAUUAAACUGCACCACUUUGAAAGCUCCUGCUAAAUGUGUGGUUUUAAGUACAAUGAAAAUGGAUGGAAUUACAUGCACAGGCUGCCCAACUAUCAAACCGGAUUGCCCAUCUAAAAACAAAACAAAAGAGUCAUGUCCGCCUUUACCAUGUCCACGUCUUCUGAUUCCAAAAGAAUGCAGAUCAGAACAGUCAUAUGAAUUCAAAGGACAAACAUGUUAUUUGUGCCCACGGUGGAAACCAGGCUGUAUUCCAGGCACUCGGCAAACGCCGUUGCAGAACACAAAUUCCGUUGAAGAAACCACGAGGAUAUCUGACUUAACUGGUGUUAUACCAGUAGAUAAGUUCAUGUCAACCAUAGAAACUCUGGUCUGCCCACCACUGCCGUGUCCUGAUAUGCUGAUUCCCCCACAGUGCCGAGAGGAGACGAGCUACAGGUACAACGGGUUUCAGUGCAGGGGAUGUCCAAGGUGGCGCCUUGGUUGUCAACCUUCAGGAGGAAUGGCGUCAGGCAUGAACGCUAACGGAAUGCUGUCUUUCAGUUUGUUUAACAAACUGUUCGGUCUUGGAUUGUAGAGGUCGACAACACCCAGUCGCCAUGAGACAAUGGUUGUUAUUCU